Protopterus annectens (West African lungfish) is the source of this 3274-nucleotide messenger RNA. It is a transcript of the gene NIM1K, whose product is annotated as NIM1 serine/threonine protein kinase. The record is from RefSeq and is a predicted model, not a curated record. Gene Ontology annotation, molecular function: ATP binding; protein serine/threonine kinase activity; tau-protein kinase activity. Lineage: Eukaryota; Metazoa; Chordata; Ceratodontiformes; Protopteridae. Gene Ontology annotation, cellular component: cytoplasm. The transcript has 6 exons. Gene Ontology annotation, biological process: intracellular signal transduction; protein phosphorylation; microtubule cytoskeleton organization. Bases 1451 to 2764 code for a protein of 437 amino acids.
UAAUUCGGAUAACAGUUUGUUCCCUAGACCUUCAAUCAAAUAGUAAUCCUGACAGAUUUCGUGAUCGGUGAUGGCUUUUUGAAGGAAUAGUGACAACUAUAACCGAAAGACAGAGCAAGGAAGAGAGAUAGGUAAAUGCGGUCUUAAACCCAAAGAAAAAGAUCAAUGGGUAAAACAGACCGCAAGUAAUCCAUUACAGGAGGUGUGCAGGAAAAAGUGGGCCCAAUGGCGUGAGAGUGAAAAAGGAAGAUUCGAAGGCCCGCUCUUCUCUUACCAUGUAUUAGGACGAAGUUAUACAGGAGCAGGACACUUGGGAUGGGUUCGGAUCUGACUUGGCCUUAUAUGCAAGCUCGAGGUCUUCCACUAGCUCGUGGCUAAACCCUUAUCCCAGCAUGCCCUAGGAACGUCUCCCAGAUCACGUUUACUGCUAAACAAGAUUGGGUGCUCUUAAUGCUAGCGCUGGGAUGAUGGUCCAUCUACAGAGUGUAUGAAGGCUUCUGGAUUUGAUAUGUUUUUCUCACCGAAGGUAAUCUAUAAUGACCUAGUAGCCGGUCACCUAAUCCUGCACUAUCCUUGCACGUGAUGACAUUUUUACUGCUGGCUCACGACUCCUUUUUCCUGCUGCCAGAUACAGAAGCAGAGAUUAAACUUCCAGAUGACUUUCUCAGCGUCAUAGUCUAACAUGAAACAACAAAGAAAGGAAGUGCCAGGAUCCAGCGAUGGAUAUUUUAUCAACACAUAUCAGAAGCUGACACAGCGCUGUGCACAUACUCUGAUGUUUAAAAGCCUACAAAUGAUGGGAAAUGCGUGUAUGCUGACGCCAGGUCUGUGUGAGCAUUGUUUUACCAAAGGCUGUAGUAAUGAACUGUAGUGAAAAAAUUUCAUUUUGGCUGCCACUCCAGCUAUACAUUUUGUCUACAUUACACAGGACAGUCAAAGUGAAAUAGAAAGUCUUUGUGCUGAAAUAGACUAUCUCUUUUAACUGCUUGUAAUGUAUGGAUUCUCCACCUGUAAUGCUCUGAAGAAUAUUGUUUAGAAGAAAUCAAGAAUGAGCCAGAGAAGCCAGAAAAUAUUAAGGACUGUGCCUGAAUGUAUCUUUUGAGGAAUGGGAAAAAGUUUGCCUUCAGUGUAAUUUGACUGCAUGCUCACAGCUGGUGGUUUCUGGUCUGCAUUGGUCUUUAAAUCUUGACUUUUGUAAUACAAAUAGAAGGCAUGUGUCAUUUGCACUAAUUUUUUCUGCCGGUCACUUACUAAGCUUAAGAAGAAUGUAAAAUUUUCAUCUAGAAUGUAAUGCUGCAUAAAGCUAUCUCAUCUCAGGAGUUAAAUGUUUUUAGUAUUAUUGUUUUGUGUAAGGCUAUCGGAUUUACAAUUAAAUAAUACAGGAGGUUUGAAGUCCUGCAAGUGUCAACCUUCUUGUCUCCCACUAUGAGAAGAUAAACGUCUUUGGACUAUGACAGCAGUGUAUGUAAAUGGUGGGAGCAUGGGAAACCACCGGUAUGCAAGGUGGAGUCGUCAGGACAGCACAGAAGAUUACUCACAGACUGUUUGUUAUGAGGAAGAUGAAGAGGGUAAACAGCGCAGGUUGACACCCUUUGAGAAACUGACCCAAGAUAUGUCUCAUGAUGAAAAGGUUGUUAAAGAGCUAACAUUAGGGAAAAGAAUUGGCCUUUACAGAGUUAGAGGUGAAAUUGGCAGUGGGAACUUCUCACAAGUAAAACUGGGAAUUCAUUCUCUCACUAAAGAAAAAGUGGCCAUUAAGAUAUUGGACAAGACUAAACUAGAUCAGAAAACCCAGCGUCUGCUCUCACGAGAAAUUUCAAGCAUGGAGAAGCUUCAUCAUCCAAACAUUAUUCGACUUUAUGAAGUUGUAGAGACCCUUUCAAAACUUCACCUGGUAAUGGAAUAUGCAUCAGGAGGGGAACUUUUUACCAAAAUCAGCACAGAAGGGAAGUUAUCAGAGGCAGAUAGUAAAGUUAUCUUCUCACAGAUCCUCUCUGCUGUGAAGCAUAUGCAUGAUACCAAUAUCAUACAUAGAGACCUAAAGGCAGAAAAUGUUUUUUACACAAGCAACAUCUGUGUAAAAGUGGGUGACUUUGGUUUUAGCACCAUAAGUAAGAAAGACGAGACUCUAAACACCUUUUGUGGAUCUCCACCUUAUGCUGCUCCAGAGCUCUUCCGUGACGAGAACUACAUUGGAGUUUAUGUGGACGUCUGGGCAUUGGGAAUUCUUCUUUAUUUUAUUGUGGUGGGGGCCAUGCCUUUCAGAGCAGAGACAGUGGCCAAACUGAAAAAGUGCAUUCUGGAUGGGACUUACACUGUGCCACCACAUAUUUCAGAACCUUGCCAGCGACUAAUUCGGGGAAUUCUACAGCCAGUUCCAACAGAAAGAUAUGCUAUGGAUCACAUAAUUAACAGUGAAUGGAUGCAAGGGACCCAGUUUCCAAAGCCUCUUGAACCAUUUAAGCUGGAUCCAUCAUAUUUACUGGAGUCCAGCAACCUCAAAGAUGAGGACAUAGAAGUUAAGUUUUCCUUGGAGAAUUUAGGUAUUACAGAGGAACACAUUCGAAAUAAUCAUGGAAAAGACUCUCGCAGCUCAAUAACAGGAAUUUAUAGGAUUCUUCUACAUAGAGUACAGAAAAAAAGAGUAGUAGAAAGUGUUCCUAUAGUAACUUGUAUUGAACCCAAAGGAAAAGACUCAAAGAGAGAGAGACAUCGAUUUAACCGUGAAAUAAUACACACAUCCAAACUCUGCUUAAUUUUAUAAAUUGGUUUGUAAAUAGAAUUUUAUUUUUUGUAUAAAGAUAGUUUCUAAAUUUUUGCACAAUGGUAUGUUUUAUUGUAUUUUACUAGUAUUUUAUUUUUAAAUUAUUGCCUUUUUAAUUGCCCAAUGCACUGUAAGGGUUAGUUUACAGUUCCUGAAAAAAUAUUGUUUUCUGCUCAGAAGAAAAUAGUUUUUACUUUUACUACUCAAAAGAGACUAAUUUUCAAUUGUAUGGGUAUAUAGUUAUGAAUUCAUUUUUUUCUGAUAAUGAAAGGUAAACUAUUUUUACAUUUCCUUUUCAAGUACAAGUUAGAGCAUCACAUGAAUGGAUUGAACUUUAUAUGUAGUUUUUCCUGUUAACAGCUAAGAACUGUGGUUAACUUUGACCUUUACAAUUAAACUUGCAAAGAGUAAAUGUGUUUGGUAAUACACUUCAAGGGCCAAAAAGGAUGUUUUUAACUGUGAAAAAAUAGAUUGCUGUGUAUGUGUAGAUGCAAAACUGUCAUGAACCUA